AUGGCUGCUGAAAAGGAGAUAAAUCUAAACGAGCCGAGAUGGGACCAAAGCACGUUCGGUGGUCGAGCAAAGCAUUUCAUUACUCUCACAAAUCCUUUGAACUGUCUGGCUACAGACUCUCAACUAGAUAACGCCAAAAGUAUUCUCGAUGAGUAUAAAAAAACUAAGAAGCUGCCUGCCGGUGUAGACGAAGAUAAACUAUGGGCUGCCAAAUAUCUAUAUGACAGCGCGUUCCACCCCGACACUGGGGAGAAGAUGGUCAGGAUAGGUCGUAUGUCUGCACAGGUGCCGAUGAACACAAUCGUCACUGGAUGCAUGAUAACAUUCUACAAGACAACUGCAGCUACAGUAUUCUGGCAGUGGACCAAUCAAACAUUUAACGCUAUUGUUAAUUAUACAAAUCGUUCUGGCGACGCGGUCAUCACCCCGAAGCAAUUAUUAGCAUCUUAUGUUGCGGCGUGUGGUGGUGCCUUAAGUACAGCCUUGUACCUCAAAAGUAAAGUAAAGUACAUGAACCCGAUGUACGCGCGGUUGGUGCCCUUCGCGGCUGUCUGCAGCGCUAACUUUAUCAAUAUACCCAUGAUGAGGAGCAAUGAAUUAUUGCACGGUACGCCCGUAUUUGCACCGGAGGGGCAAAGAGUGGGGGAUUCCAAGAAAGCAGCUCGGAAGGGAAUCUUUCUUGUGUGCAUAUCCAGGGUGGCCAUGGCUCUUCCCGGCUUCACUUUCGUGCCAUUCAUCACGAAUAUUGCGGAAAAUAGAAACCUGUUUUGCCGGUACCCAAUGGCUGAUUUGCCAUUCCAAAUGGCGCUAGUAUGUCUCUGUUUCACGUUCGCUACACCCCUGUGCUGCGCCUUGUUUGAUCAGAAGGCCACUAUGCACAUCAAUGAUAUUGAAAAGAACUUAAAGGAGGAGGCGCUUAAGAUCUCUCCCAAGACGGACACAGUUUACUUCAACAAGGGUCUGUAAGGUGCAAUUGCAAUGUUGAACCUUCCCAAUUGGGGUGGAUUCCCAGUGUACCUGUACUGCUCGUCAGUCGUGUUGGUACCGAUAUUUCUACGAACCCUACCGCGAGUCGAGAGGAAAACGUGGAAUGCUUUUAUGCUAAGCGACUCAACCUCAUUAAAAUACUCCUUAUAAUGCAAGU
Molecule: messenger RNA, 1144 nt
Organism: Helicoverpa zea (corn earworm)
Lineage: Eukaryota; Metazoa; Arthropoda; Insecta; Lepidoptera; Noctuidae
Product: sideroflexin-1-like
Exons: 8
Coding region: 1-966 (321 amino acids)
Biological process (GO): serine import into mitochondrion; monoatomic ion transport
Cellular component (GO): mitochondrial inner membrane
Molecular function (GO): monoatomic ion transmembrane transporter activity
Source: RefSeq, a predicted model, not a curated record